Molecule: messenger RNA, 2607 nt
Organism: Crotalus tigris (Tiger rattlesnake)
Lineage: Eukaryota; Metazoa; Chordata; Lepidosauria; Squamata; Viperidae
Gene: SNX31
Product: sorting nexin 31
Exons: 13
Coding region: 1243-2388 (381 amino acids)
Biological process (GO): intracellular protein transport
Cellular component (GO): early endosome
Molecular function (GO): phosphatidylinositol binding
Source: RefSeq, a predicted model, not a curated record
UUGGGCAGCGCUGGCGGCCUGGAAGGGAUUAAGACAGUCGUGGCGACCCGGAGAGUGAGCGUGCCCCACCCAUUCCUGCAGCCCCGAAAGGAAAGGAAGAAAGGAGAGCAAAGAUGGUUCUGUGGGGCGGGAGCGCAGCUAGUGCCCGCGCGAAGUGUGGGCUGGGCGGCGUGGGAGCGUGGUUGCCGGGGGUAAAGACUUCCCUGAGCGGGAGAGCAAGGCUGGCUGGCUGGCUGGCUGGCUGGCCGGCCUGGAUGCGCGUUUCUGCGCCUGAGAGGAGAAGCGUCUGUGAGGGGGCUUGAGAGGAAGGGAGGAAAGGGGAGAUCAGAAGGAGCUUUCGAGAGGGACCGGAGGGGGGGGGGAGAAAGGAAGGAUAGUUUUGAUUUGGUUUGACUUGUAACUUCACCAACUUGGCCAGCGCUCAAAGCUGCCGAGGAAAUAACACGUACAAACAAGUUUAUGACAGAAAUUGGAAUGAACGCUCAAAUAGGUACUAAAAAUCACAACGGAAGUGUGGGAACAAAAAGAGAAAAGACAAGUGUUCUUGUGCUGUGCUUGUAACACUCCUAUCAGGUGAUCUGUGAAAAUUCACAAGCUUCCUUUUAAUUUCCUUGGCAGGGUGGGAUAUAGUUUAACAUUUAUUCCUUUAGAAUAUUCCAGACUGAAGUAAUGGGUAUCUUUUCUGGAAUAGAACUAGUCCCGCAUUUCUCAAUCUUGGCAACUUAAAAUACUGGGUGGAAAAUUCUGGUAAUUGAAGUCUGCCUGUCUUAAAGUCAUUGAAGCUGAGAAAGUCUGACUUAGUCUCAAGAUCCAGUCCUCCUGAAUAAAAAGAUGGUCAAGCUAUAACAAAUCUGUGCGCAAAGGUAUUCAUGAUGUGUGUGUGCAGGGCUUUUUUUUUCUCAUAGAACGCCCAGAAUGGAGUUCUGGCACCUUUUUUGGAUGGAACCUUGUAGGGUAGGCAAGGCGGGUUGUAUGAUGUGUGUGAGGUCCGGCACCUAUUUUUUAAAGAAAAAAAGCACUGUGUGUGUGUGUGUUUGUGUAAGAAAAGUCAAAAUGAUGACCACAAUGAUGCAAUCAAAACCCUUUUGUUCACACCUAGUGUGAUUGUGGCUGCCACUAUGAGUUGGGGCAUGCCAAGGUCAAUUUUGGUCCACAGGAAUGAGGUUCCUCUUUCUUGGCCGGUAGGAAUGCAAGGUUGAACACAACUGAUAGCAAGUGCUAAGACGAGUCUUUGGAAAAGGAAUGCCUUCGUUUCCUCCAAAGUUUUACCUUGCAAUGACAAAGUCAAUGGCUGAUGAAAGGAGAACGCAGCUAGAACAAUAUCUACAGAAUGUUUCCGUUGACCCAAGUGUUACAAACAGCGAUGUCUUUAUUAGUUUCUUUAGGAAAUUACAGCAGGAAACAUUUAAAAUCCAAACCCAACAAGCUUUUUUGGAUGUUUAUCUUCCUGAUGGAAGGUAUCUCAGGAUUGAUAUUCAGACAUCAGACACUGCUGAAAGAGUGCUAGAGGUGAUAUCAUACAAGAUUGAACUUUCUAGGGAGCUAAUACAAUACUUCAGCUUAUUUCUUAUUCAAGAUCACAACAAUGGACAAAUAUCCAUGUUGAAAAAACUAGCAGAAUUUGAACUUCCUUAUGUGAGUCUCCGGAGUGCAAAAGAAUCGGCUUGUAAGAUUGGGAUCAGAAAAUGGUAUAUGGAUCCUUCUUUAGAUAAAGUGUUAAUGGACUGUAGAACUUCGGUGAACUUACUUUACAUGCAGGUUGUACAGGAGCUAGAGAUGAAUUGGGUCAAACCUAAAGAGGAACAGAAGCAAAAGCUUCUAAUGCUGCAAAAGGCACCAAAUAAAUUGAAGUUUUUAGAGCUGGUUCGAGAGAUCCAGCAUUAUGGAUAUAUACAACUUGCUCCUUGUUCCUGUGACUACCCUGAAGUUGGUUGUACUGCCACUAUUCAUGUGGGAAAUAAUGAAAUUAGCUGCUGCAUAAAGUUGCCUAGCAAUCAGAUCAAAGAAGUCAAUUUCAAGAUCAACAGGAUAAGGUGCUGGCAGGUCACAUUUCUUGGAUCAGUUUUAGGCCACGGACUUGAUCAAUUCUUGGAACUCAGAAUUGAGUACAAUGAAUCCGAUAAGUGGAGAUGGAUUGUCUUCAAUACAAAACAGGCAUUUCUUCUAAGCAGUUGCUUAAAAAAGAUAAUAUCAGAGCAGCUGAUGACAACAACCAAGAAUGAUCAAGAGAUGCAGAUUGAGCAUCCAGAAUUAGAUACAGCUAAGAAAGUAAGCAUCCGCCCAAGUCAGAUAUUUCAUUCUGGUUUUAAGUCAAGAAAAUGGCUACAGAGUAGUAGAUCAAAUGAGGAUGACUGUGUAUUUGAGAAGAUAAGCGAAGAAGAUUUGUGAUUGACACUGAUACAAAGAAUAUUCAUUCUUGCUGGUUUUAAAAUAUCACUUAGCCAGGAUCCUUACUAGCAACUUGCAUCAUUUAGGGUCCCAGCCAUUACAGGUAGUCCUUGACUUGUGACCACAAUUGAGCCCAAAAUUUAUGCUGUUAAGUGAGACAUUUGUGAAGUGAUUUUGCCCCACUUAUGACCUUUAUUGCCACAGUUGUUAAGUGAAUCA